Molecule: messenger RNA, 726 nt
Organism: Colletotrichum higginsianum IMI 349063
Lineage: Eukaryota; Fungi; Ascomycota; Sordariomycetes; Glomerellales; Glomerellaceae
Exons: 1
Coding region: 1-726 (241 amino acids)
Source: RefSeq, a predicted model, not a curated record
AUGCCUCGCAUCAUCCGCAACCCUGACGCCCCAUCCGGCCCGUGGACGAAGAUCAAUCCCUGUGCCGUCUGCCACAAAGCCCGCAAUGUCCGAGAGCGCCCCGGCAUCCUAUGCCGGCUCUUGCGCAUCCCUCGCCAAUCCGACCCCUCGCGGACCCCCUCCGUGUGCUACGCGUGCGGCGUCACUGGUAGCGAGACAAUCACCUUCAAAAACCCCAACUGGAACCCGGGACCCUAUGCUGACCGCCGUGUAGAAGAGCCCGUGGGGCCCAAUGAUGAGACCCGGGAAGACGACAUUUUUGGCCCACCGACGCCCUUGGGUCGGCCGACGAGGAAGCUGGCCAGGUUCAAGCCGAUGGAGGAACACCUAAGUGUUGAGACCCCCAGCGCCCAUGACAUUGCAUGGGCCAGGGCCAUCGAAAAAGCGCAGAAUCCCGAACGGAGUGCUUCGGGUAGGUUGAAAACGCUGUGGAGCAUGGCUGAUACCAUCCUGCCGUCUCGCGGGCCGCCGCUGCCCCUGGCUAGCGAGAAGCGCCGGAGACGAUAUCAAGAGCGGUGGCACGAAACCCAAGAUUUGAGACGGACGAAGAACGGGGCUAAGCCUCAAUUCAGACCCCGUGCAGGUUUUCCGUCGACUGUCCUCAAAUCCAUCCCAGAGGAGGACGAGCCGGAGGAGAUCCACGGACCAGAGGCCGUCGCCACAGCUGAAAGACGAACACGUAUCUAA